Hymenoscyphus albidus is the source of this 1122-nucleotide messenger RNA. Lineage: Eukaryota; Fungi; Ascomycota; Leotiomycetes; Helotiales; Helotiaceae. The record is from the annotation of a GenBank genome assembly.
AUGUUGGGAAUCAAUGAAUCUCACCUUCCAAAGACUAUAUCUGACGCUGUCGCCAUCACAAGACAGCUCGCAAUCAAGUAUCUUUGGGUCGAUAGUCUCUGUAUCUGCCAAGGUGAUGCGGAGGACUGGUCACGGGAAUCAGCACGUAUGACAGAAGUAUAUUCAAAUGCUCAUAUCGUCAUUGCGAACAACCACGGUAACGACAGCUCAGUUGGUUGCUUCAGCACGCGAAUACCACGUCCUAUGAGUGAGCUAAACCUACCUGGAUUCGCAAGAAAUCUAGUUGCGAUGGUUUUGUACAUUCAGGAUGAGAUGUGGGUUGACCUUGGGGAAUUUGGAGGCGAGGCACUUACUCAGCGUGGUUGGGCACUGCAAGAGCGCGUUCUGGCAAAGCGAUUAUUGCAUUACAAUACCAGGCAGAUGUACUUUGAAUGCAGCCAAGGCAUAUUCAGCGAAGACGAUUGUACCACGAAGAACCGUUACUGUAGUCUGGACGCCUCGUUGAGGCAAUGGAACGAGCUUGUGGCCUCGUACGGAAAAAGGAAGCUUACCAACUCGUCUGACAAAUUCCCAGCUAUCGGAGGCUUAGCGAAGUUAUUUGAAAAAGAACUCAAAGCGCAAUAUAUAGCCGGUCUUUGGAGCACUCACUUGAUAUCAGGCCUGGCGUGGUCUCGGUCCCAUCAAAUAGUCUCAACCAACAAAGAGUAUCUAGGGCCAAGUUGGAGUUGGGCGAGCUACGGAGACCGCGCCAUCUUCAGUGGGGAGGGAGGCAGUGAUAUCUCGAAAGUAGUGGAAUGGAAUGUUGAGCCCAGGUCCCAAAGUAACGUCUACGGAGAAAUUGCAAGUGCUUGGUUGCGUAUACGUGCUCCCAUACUGAAUCUCAUUCCUGGCAUAUCCGAAUCCAUGUUCACACUGCACAAAGAUGACAGAAGUAGAUACGUGUUUUUUGACAGUACUGAAACGGAGUCGGGAAAGCGUCAUACUUGGGACCUUGAGAUUUUACUUCUGCAAGAAAAAGUCAUCAACGCGCAGAUUGAUGAUAACUAUGAGUGCUUUGCAUUGAUUGUUAGCAAGGUGGGCAACGAACGGAAGAGAGUCGGAUGUAAGUUUCUUUGGGACUGA